AUGAUGAGCAGUUCUGUCUGCCGUUUCACAAAUACCGCGUCUUUCAUGGCAGAGAGUCUUGGAUGGAUAGGAACGCUGAACUGUGUCUCGUACAGUCCUGGAUUCGUCACCAGCAGGUUCAAUGGCAGCGUAGUGGUGUCUGCACCGCUGUCGUUCAACGAAAGUUUGAUGCUGGUCACGUCGUGCAUCUGUUUGGUCCCAGAGUACAGCUUGAGUUUGGUGGUGGAUUUCAUCAGGUCCAGCUUGACGCCUUGCCGCAGGCUCCAAUUGUCCCUGGUUCUCAAAUUCGGUGAUGGUGACACCUUUGCACACAUCCAGCCGUGUCUGGAGAUUGCUGAUGGAAACAUCAUGGAACCGACUAACCAGCCGCUUCAGAAGCGCGUGCAGAUUGUCAAGGUCCAGAGCAAGAUGUUGUUCCACGCAUCCCCGUGGCUGAUGGUUGCCGGUGCCCAGCAAAGCAUGGUAGUGUUGCAACACCUCCUGCGGAUGGUGGUACUGUUGUUGACGAUUGGCACCACCAGGAUCAAAACCAGCGGGUUUGAGUCCGGCUUGGAAAUCUGUCUUUUCAAAAAACCCAUUGGCAGGUCCAGUCCCUUGGAAACGAGCCGGCUGUACUUCAACACCUCGUUCGGAAUCACCUUCUCGUUGCGGGUCAGGAGUCCCCAGGCGUUGGUGGACAUCUGGAUCAAUGGAACCUCCUUGGAGAAGCUGAUGAGGUCUUUGGAGAACAGGUUAAACGGAGUGAACUCUGCGUCGGAAAACGGAUCCUGUGCAACAAACGGAUUUUCUCUGUUGGAACGGGCCUGUCUCUGCAUGCGCACAACAAACUUUGAAAGCAUCUUCAUCCAUUUGUCGUGGAUCAGCUUGUUGUCGCUCGUGAGCUCCACUUCUGGAACACUCAGACUGGCAAGAUUGAGAGUGAUGUCCAGACUCGACUCGUUUUCAAAAACGGACGACAACUUGUCAACGAGAUAA
Messenger RNA from Ogataea philodendri, 975 nucleotides. RefSeq lists its product as uncharacterized. The transcript is spliced from 3 exons. The record is from RefSeq and is a predicted model, not a curated record. Bases 1 to 975 code for a protein of 324 amino acids. NCBI's taxonomy places the organism in Eukaryota, Fungi, Ascomycota, Pichiomycetes, Pichiales, Pichiaceae.